Messenger RNA from Tripterygium wilfordii, 1387 nucleotides. Its product is annotated as galactinol synthase 1-like. Gene Ontology annotation, molecular function: glycosyltransferase activity. The record is from RefSeq and is a predicted model, not a curated record. NCBI's taxonomy places the organism in Eukaryota, Viridiplantae, Streptophyta, Magnoliopsida, Celastrales, Celastraceae. The coding region runs from base 114 to 1130 and encodes 338 amino acids. The transcript has 4 exons.
AUUCAGGAACAAAAGGUUAAUAGGCAGCAGCAUCCUUAGAGUUUGCUUAGCUUACUUUCCAAACACUUCCUCAACACAACCAAAUCACAUAUUUCUUCUUCUUGAUCAUCACCAUGGCCCCUGAAGUACCCGCCGGAGUCUUUUCCUGUACAGGAAAGGUUGCUACACUAAACACCGGCUACUCAAAGAGGGCCUUUGUGACAUUUUUAGCUGGUACUGGUGAUUAUGUCAAAGGGGUUGUUGGAUUGGCUAAGGGGUUGAGAAAGGCCAAGAGUGCAUACCCUCUGGUGGUUGCAAUCUUGCCUGACGUCCCCGAAGAGCACCGCGAGAUCUUGAGGUCUCAAGGCUGCAUCGUUCGUGAGAUUGAGCCAAUCUAUCCACCUGCAAACCAGAUUGAAUUCGCUUUGGCUUACUAUGUCAUCAACUACUCCAAGCUUCGCAUUUGGAAUUUUGAGGAGUACAGCAAGAUGGUGUAUCUGGAUGCAGACAUCCUAGUGUUCGAUAACAUAGACCACCUCUUCGACACACCGGACGGCUACUUCUACGCCGUGAUGGACUGCUUCUGCGAGAAGACAUGGAACCACUCGAGACAGUUCUCCAUCGGAUACUGCCAGCAAUGUCCCGAUAAGGUCACCUGGCCCGCCGAGAUGGGGUCUCCUCCUCCCUUGUACUUCAACGCUGGCAUGUUCGUUUUCGAGCCUAGUCCUUUGACCUUCGAAAGCCUUCUCCAAACUCUCCAGAUCACCCCACCAACCCCCUUCGCUGAGCAAGAUUUCUUGAAUAUGUUCUUUGAGAAGACCUACAAACCAAUCCCUCUUUCAUAUAACCUUGUUCUAGCAAAUUUAUGGCGCCACCCAGAGAACGUGGACCUCGACCAAGUUAAGGUUGUCCACUAUUGUGCUGAUGGAUCAAAACCAUGGAGGUUCACAGGCAAAGAAGCUAACAUGGAGAGAGAGGACAUAAAGAUGUUAGUGCAAAAAUGGUGGGAUGUCUACAACGAUGAGUCACUGGAUUUCAAUGCCGAGAACUCAUCGGCUACAGAGGCAGCAGAGACGUUCUCAAAACCUUCGAUCAUGGCGUCCAUGCCCGAGCCUGUCAUCUCCUUCAUUCCUGCACCCUCUGCUGCUUAAUUAUUUAAAGGGUCUACCAAGAGAAGAUAAAGUUGGGCGUGAGAUAUCUAAUAGUGUGUCUGUGUAUGUGUAUCUUUUUAGGCUAAUAAAAGGGCCAUAAUAUUGUUUGUUAUGGGGAAGAAUUAAUAGAUACUGCAUAUAAAAGUUUUGCUGAUGUUAACCCAAGAAACACCUUGAAGGAGCAAAAUGUAAAUCUUCUGCUUUGGAGAUUAUAUAUACGUACAUACAUAUAUAUAUGAACAAUGGAAAAUUAUGUA